This is a messenger RNA of Dracunculus medinensis (Guinea worm), 3285 nucleotides long. Lineage: Eukaryota; Metazoa; Nematoda; Chromadorea; Rhabditida; Dracunculidae. The record is from the annotation of a GenBank genome assembly.
CUCCGCUGGCUGGCUAUUGGGAAAAUUUUGCCAAGUAGUCGCCUUAUUCUUGAAAUUCGACACGUUUAUUUUAGAUUUCGUAUUAAUCGUCAAAGCGAUCCUAAACGACAGUUUUCAAUUGAUCAAACAGGUUCGUUACGAGUCGCACAAAGUCUUGAUCGUGAGGAUAUUCCAAAAUAUAAUUUGAUCGUGGAAGCUUUCGACCAAGCUGGAAAUGUUGGUCAGCAACGAAUCGAAAUUUAUCUGCAAGAUGUUAACGAUAACGCACCUGUACCAUAUACAGUACCAGAUCCUUGCGUUUUUAUGGAGAAUACGGAUCCUGCAAUGCAACCCCGUUGCGAAAUAAGAGCGUACGACCUAGAUACUAUGGAAAAUGGACCACCAUUCUACAUGGAGGUUGCACCAGACUUCAAAUAUUCGAGUUAUUUGAAUUUACAAUUCAACAAAUAUGGUGACAAUGGUAAUGGAUCGAUGACUGUUAUAGCAAAGCAGCGUUUUGAUCGUGAAGCUGAAUUCCCAGGAAAACAACUUGAAAUACCUCUAAUUUUACAGGAUAGAGGAGGAUUAAGAGUUGAACGAUCUGUUUAUAUCAUCAUUGGCGACGAGAAUGAUAAUCCGAUGAAAGAUGGUGAAAUGACAAUCUUCGUUAAUAGUUAUCGUGGUCAGCUGGCUAAAACAAUGAUUGGACGAGUUUAUGUUGAAGACAAGGAUGACUGGGAUUUGCCUGAUAAAUUAUUUACAUGGGUAACUGGCAGAUCUCUUCCAGGCUUUUCACUGGCACCUAAUGGAGAGAUAACAAUGGAUUCUAAUAUGCCUCCACGAACAUAUAAAAUGGUAGCGAACGUAACAGACAAGAGACGUGGUGAAACGGCCUUAGGCGCUGUUACUGUGAUUGUGAAGCUCGUUCCUGAAGCUGCCUUCGAGAAUCAGGGUGUUGUCCGGAUUCUUCUAGGCAUAGGUGGUUUACCAUCACCCGAUAAAUUUAUUACAACGGAUUCAACUGGUUCGAGUCCGAUGAGUCGAUUCGUUGAUAAGAUGAAUGAAUAUCUUAAUGGAAAUGCAGUUAUCGAUGUCUUUUCAAUUAAAGUAAGUGGUUAUCAAGCGAUCCUACAAACCAGUACACCAAAAGUUCUUGAUGUUCGUUUCUCGGCUCACAGUAGUCCGUACCGAAGUCCUGUUUUUCUCAAUGGUCUUGUGGCGCAAUAUCGUGCGGAUUUAGAGAAGGCUAUCGGUGCGACUAUCGUUUCAGCCGGAAUCGAUAUGUGCAAAUUUACAAUAUGCGAUAAGGGCUGCAGAACGGUCAAUUAUGCCAAUAAUAUGGGUGUAGUUGUCGCUGCUAAUCAAACUGUAAUUGUUGGUGUCAAUGCUUGGUCAAAUGAUACAUGCACGUGUCCGAUCUUUAUGCCUCCGCCAUCAUGUCGUGCAAAUUUAUGCCUCAAUUCUGGAGUUUGUCACAAUACUUACCCGGGAUUCUUUUGCGAAUGUCGUAAUAACGCAUUUCAAGGUUUUCGUUGUCAAGGAACUACGCGAUCUUUUGAUGGUCAAGGAUAUGCUUGGUUCAAACCAAUGCCAGCAUGCACCUCGUUAAAUAUAAGUCUGCACUUCAUGACUAAGCAGCCGAAUAGCCUUUUGCUAUAUAAUGGGCCAAUGGGCAGUGAUAAUUCACAAAGUCAGGUUGACUAUCGAGAUUAUUUGAUUAUACGAUUGGUAUCAGGUCGAAUUGAAGCUGAACUUAUGUUUAAUGGCGUUGCAUCAAACAUUGUGCAACUUGCUGGUUCUGAUAUGCUAAACGAUGGUAAAUGGCAUGCGGUUACGCUAAUGCAAAUUGGAAAGAUAAUCGAAUUGGUUAUUGAUGGUUUAGACGAUUCGUCGUGCCGUCGAACAGUUUUAUCCAUGGAUGAUGAUGAACGAUUGAAUGUCAUCGCUCCUUUACAAGUUGGUGGCCUAGCUCCACUGUCAGGUGGGGAUCGCUAUCCGUCAGCUGUAACUAGUCGUUCACAGAGUUUUUCUGGUUGUCUUCGAAAUUUGAUCAUAAAUGGCGAAAUGUAUGAUCUUGGUGUACCUGAUUUUGCUGAUGAAGCCCACUCACAACCUGGUUGUAUAAUGACGGAAGAAAUAUGUGGUGCUAAUGAAAUCGGAGGUGGUUAUUGUGUGCAUGGCGAAUGCAUCGCUGAUUCUAUAACAAAUAUUCCGAAAUGCCUGUGCGCACCAGGAUUCGGUGGUGAUCGAUGCGAUCAUGAAAUGAAAUGGAUUGAAUUUGGACCUGGUUCUUUUGUUGAAUAUGAUGUAAAAGUUGGUCUGGAAGAUAAGACAACAAACGUUGAUGUACUGUUUUUACCAGGUCGUGGAAACGGCGGAUCUGGUGAGUUGGGCUUUGGGAGCAGUGGAGAUAAGGUCAGUUCGAUUAAUUAUGUUCCCACUGCAAAAUUCGACCUAAAUGCGAAUUCGCUGAACAUUUCAUUAAGCAAUGUUCGUUUGGAAAGUAAUGCAUCAUACUGGAUGCAAUUCUCUCGAAAUCCCGUUCGAACUGAACUUUCGAUUGAUGGUAUGUACCACGAGAGUAUGCCAUUGGACCCUUCAAAAAUGCCGUUUGAAAUAAGCAUAUCACAGUUGUUACUGGGUGCACAAAGCAUUGGAGGUGCUCGAGGAUUUCAGGGUUGCGUUGGUUCAUUCCGUUGGCAGCAUAUCAAUUUACCCCUUUCAGAAGCAAAGGACACUGAAACGACGUCUCUUACCAAUGAUGAAUCUAUAAUAUCCAUCAAAAGGUCUAAGGGUGUCUCACUGGGUUGUUCACAGCGUACUACUUGUGCUACGGUUGGAUUCGCUUAUUGCGCUGGGUCAUUAAUUUGUGUGAAUUUCUGGAAAGGAGCAUUUUGUACCUGUCCCGAUGGUGCUCAAGUAUUACUUGGACCUGAUGGUCAACUUGUUGGAUGUGGAGAGACACUUGCUGUUAGCAGUCUUGGAAUUUCAAGUCCAGCAUUUUCUUCGCUCAUUUUUCUGCUUUUAGCUUACAAUCUCCGCAAACCUGUCAUACCGAUAGAAAAUAAUGGGAUCGGAGGAUAUGCACCCCCAAUUUAUCCUAGGCCUGCUAUUGAUGAUAAACUGAAUAAUCGGAUAAAGAAUCUGGAAUCAGAUCCAGAUGCCACUGCUCCUUAUGAUGAAUUACGAAUUUAUGACGAUGAAGGCGAUAAUAUUUCUAGAGUAACUCUCGAAUCAUUAGAAUCUGUUGAUGAUGGUCAAACUGCUGGAAAUCUCGACCAAGAAGUAAGAUUCUAUAAUGCUUAA